Racocetra persica is the source of this 252-nucleotide messenger RNA. NCBI's taxonomy places the organism in Eukaryota, Fungi, Glomeromycota, Glomeromycetes, Diversisporales, Gigasporaceae. The record is from the annotation of a GenBank genome assembly.
AUGAAACAAACAGCUAAAGAUGUAUCAACUAUUAUAUCUAAGGGAAUAUCUGUGGGAGCAAAAAAUAUAGUACCCAAGAAAGCAGAAGGCAUAUUACCCAAGAGAACAGAUAAUAUCAAAGGAGCAGACGAGGUGGUACUCAAAGAAGUAGAAGAUGCUGUGUUCAAGAAAACAGAAGACAUAACACCCAAGGAAGCACCUGCUAUAACACUCAAGAGAACAGCAGUCGCAAGAGACAUAACUGAAAAAUAA